AUGGCGUUUCUAUUCAAGUCCAAGAAGCAUCAGGACCGCACGACAACGAGUCGCGACGGCAGUUCAGGCUCCCAGGGGUCCAUCCAGAACGCCCCCGGACGCGUGGUGGCCAGAGACGACAAGAACACAGCAUUGCAGCGCGCAACGCCCACGGGCAGCCUGCAUUCUAUCGACAAUGACACCAGCACUUCCAGCCCUGAUCAGGCCGGCCCAGGCCAUGGACGCCGUGCUGGCAGCGUGGACACGCCCCAGACGAGUGAUUUGCCAUUUCGCAACACUCCUCCCGUGAGCAAUUCGAACGCUUCGCUUUACCCAUGGUCGCAGCGACGAUUGACCUAUACCUCGUCGCAUCCGAGUCCGUUCCCACGAUAUGGCGCCGCCGUCAACGCAGUCGCUUCAAAAGAAGGAGAUGUUUACUUGAUGGGUGGCUUGAUCAACAGCUCAACAGUCAAGGGCGACCUUUGGAUGAUUGAGGCUGGUGGUAGUUUGAAUUGCUACCCCCUGGCGACCACCGCCGAAGGCCCGGGGCCUCGUGUUGGCCAUGCCAGUUUGUUAGUCGGCAACGCUUUCAUCGUGUAUGGUGGAGACACCAAAAUCGACGAUAACGAUAUCUUGGACGAGACACUAUAUCUACUUAAUACUUCAACACGGCAUUGGUCUCGCGCCUUGCCUGCAGGAUCUCGUCCUUCAGGGCGCUACGGCCAUUCGGUUAAUAUUCUAGGCUCCAAGAUAUACAUCUUCGGUGGUCAGGUCGAAGGUUUUUUUAUGAAUGACCUCUCUGCCUUUGAUCUCAACCAGCUACAGUCGCCAGCCAACCGAUGGGAGAUCCUCAUCAAGGCGGAAGCGAACCCAAAGGUACCUGCUGCACGAACGAACCAUUCCAUUGUGACAUUCAACGACAAGAUGUUUCUGUUUGGUGGCACCAAUGGGUUCCAAUGGUUUAACGAUGUCUGGUGUUACGAUUCUGCAGUCAACAAGUGGGCGCAACUGGACUGUAUCGGUUAUAUACCCGCUCCUCGUGAGGGCCACGCUGCCGCUAUAGUGGACGAUGUCAUGUACAUUUUCGGCGGAAGAACUGAGGAGGGCACAGACUUGGGCGACCUUGCAGCAUUCCGCAUCACACAGCGGAGAUGGUACACUUUCCAAAAUAUGGGCCCCUCUCCUUCGCCCCGAUCUGGACAUAGUAUGACAACGGUUGGGAAAUCCAUUGUAGUGCUUGGUGGAGAGCCUAGCACUGCUUCUCCGUCUACGAACGAUCUUGGUAUCCUCUAUGUCCUGGAUACGACUAAGAUUCGGUAUCCCAAUGACGCUCCAGGAGGACCUCAAAGAAUACCUCAGGCGCGACGCCCCAGCGAUGCGUCGAAUCCCAAUAGGCAACCGCCAAUACGCGAUGUGUCCAACGGAGGAGGACCUCCUGAUCCCAGAAACGCACCUGGUGGCCCUACCGGCCAGAGAGUCCCUUCAAACGGCAUGGAGCCAAAUGGCCCGCCAAAUCCCGGAGGCCCAAGCUCUCCUCCGCCUGUCGGAGCGCCGCCAAGAGUACCUCCUGGAGGUCCCGGAGGCCCUGGAGGCCCUCCGGGUCCAGGAAACAAAAUGCGAGCUGGUUCGACCUCUAGCCCCUCCGGACCGCCACCGCAAGGCCCAACUCCUGCUAAACCAGGUGACCCAUCUGCCAUAGGACGAGUUCGAGGCGCCUCUGUUGACCGAGCUAUGGCGACCGGCUCACCACAGCUGACUUCUGCUCCAUCUCCCAUAGCUCGCGAGGCCAUCCCCGAGGGCGAGGUGCCCACACCCACAGGUGUCAACGCAUCAGCUCCAGUCUCUGCGAUGGGUAAUCCUGCUAAUGGGCGACGAACACCAACUACGCCAACACAAGCUACCAGGUCGGGAUCUAAACAAGGCUCUUAUGGUGAGCCUCCCAGGAAUGAGCCUCCCAGGAAUGAGCCUCCCAGAGGUGGACCCCCUAGAGGUGAACCCCCUAGAGGUGAACCCCCUAGAGGUGAACCCUCUAGAGGCGAACCCCUUAGAGGCGAACUUCCUAGAGGCGAACCUCCACGAGGCAAAAUGCGCCCAGGAAACUCGCCAGGCUCGAUUGAUGCUACGGGAGAAGGAAUGCAGAGGAUGGCACCGAAUCGACCAACAUCACCCACGCAUCUUAGCAAGCCGAUAAAUACUUCAUUGAACCGACGCUCAUCCGGCCGAAACUCGCAGACAGUCGCGCUUCUCAAAGAGCUUGACUCCGCCCGCAAUCGAAAUGCGUGGUAUGCGUCGGAGCUAGAGCUAGCCAGGAAAGCGGGUUAUGUGGCCAACGCGUCCAUGGGGCCCGCGCUUGACGGGAAAGCCAUUGAAACUUUUGACGAUGAAGAUCGACCGUUGAUCGAGGCACUUCUGGCCAUGCGAACGGAACUAGCGAAUGUUCAGAACGCUGUGGAUAAACAAGCCAUUGUUGCUGCUAAGCAGAUAGCGGAGGCAGAAAGGCAGCGAGAUGUUGCUAUUCAGGAAGCCGUCUAUGCCAAGGCUAAGCUGGCUGCUCAGAGCGGCGGCAGCCCGUCCAGCACCCCUCAGCCCGAUGGCGAGCGCGACGACUCUGGCGCUAGAUCGGCAGAGAUGAGCAAAAAGCUUGCGUCUGCUCUCAACCACCAAAAGAGUCUUCAAACGCAGCUCGAGUCUGCGAAAUCCGAACUUGAAGCCGAGAAAAGGGCCCGGAAGCUCGCUGAUGAUACAUCGGCAGCCGCCCAGAAGCGCAUGGUCGAAUUGGAGAAUUAUAAGCAGCAAACGUCUGGUGAGGUCGAGCGUCUGAAAGCAGAGCUUCAUUUCUCGCAGCGUGAAGCUCGGGAGCAGUCCGUGGCUAGUGCCGAGGCUGUGGCGUCUUUGGAACUGUUAAAGGUUGAGAAGGAGUCGAUUUCAAGGAAGCUUGACGAAAUUUCUGAUUCAUCUAAUGGCCGUGAAGAGACGUUUGAAUCUCUUAGAGCUGCUAUUGAAGCGUCGCAAGAUGCCACCGCCCAUCUCGAGACAAAACUCGAGGAAGAGCGAACCCAGAGAGAAAAGGUCGAAGGGAAGUUGAGUAAGCUCAAGGCUGAACACGAAGCACGCACAGCAGAGCUGGUUGCCGUGACCCAGCGCCUGCGAGAUGCCGAAGAGCUUGCCGAGAAACAUGCCACUGAAGCACGGACUCACCGAGAGGCUGUGUUGUCUGGACUUCAUAAGCUCACAACUAAAGACGAGGCGAACGCGCAUAAUCCAGAUACUGAGCGUGCUCUUGCACUCCAGAACCAACUGACUGCCGCAAACGCCCUGGUUAAGAAGUAUCAGCAGGAAGCUGAUGUAGCUGCUGAUAGGCUGCGUGGCGCGGAAGAGCGUAUUGCCGGCCUCGAACAGUACCAAGAGCAAUCUAGCCGAGAAGGCGUCGGUAUUCGACGACAGCUUCAGUCAGCUCUGAGGGAAAACCAGAGUCUCCAGGCCGCUCAUUCAGAUAUCAAGAACCAGCUGGCUGCUCAGCAGCUCGAAACGAAUGCUAUGACCGUGCAGCAUAAUGCACUCAAAGACAUUCUUGUUGAACGAGGCAUUAGCCCUACCGGUAGCGCUGUCAGAUCUCGUGGCCUCAAUAGCCCGCGAACAGGGACCCCCGAGCAGCAGAACCGUCUGCGAGAGCUUGAGUCUCAGCUGGCCAGCAUUAGCGCUGCUCAUGAAGAAACUAAGCAGACUUUCGCCAUGCAGGCCCAAGAUUCCGAAACUGCGUAUCGUGAGAAGUUAUCUCAACUUGAGAGCGAUUACCAAUCGGCGGUGCACUAUGUUAAGGGAACUGAAAAGAUGCUGAAGCAGCUCCAGGAGCAAUUGACACGCUACAAGACGGAGAAUAGCCGCUUGAAAUCAGAGGUUGAGGGACUUGAGGAGAGGCUGCAGGCUGGCUUAGACGAGGCUGGCUCUGCUACUUGGGAGAAGGAGCGUGCCGCUUUCCAGGGCAAAAUAACUGAGUUGGAGGCCGAAUUCCGCGGUUCCGCUUCUCAGCUGGAGAAAAACCUUGAGAGCCUCCAGGCUGAAUUGGUGGAGAGCAAGCAGCAACGAGACGAAAUUAGUGCAAACCUAAGCACGCAGCGCAAAGAGCUGGAGCAGUUGCAAUCGGAAAAUGUCCUUCUUGAACAACGUGCUUCUGAUGCUGAACAGAAGGUUUCUCUACUACUGGAUCAAGUUGAGCACUCUGUUGAUACCUACCGCCGUCGUAGUCGGCACGUUGAGGGGAUGGUGCCACCAAAUGGACUUGGCCACAGUCGCAACGAAAGCUCCGAGGGAGAAAGCAUUUAUGGAGAGAGCAAUAUUGGCAAUAUUGGCAAUAUUGGCAACAGGAACAGUGCUGCAUUGGACAACCUCGCAAGCGAGCUGGAGACUCUUCGAAACCACUGGGAAACAACGAAUAAGAAUUAUCGCUUGAGUACCAACUUUGAUUUCGACUCUGCAGCCACUCUACAGCCGGAAGACGAGACUCCUACCAUUGGAAUGAGCGAGAAUCUGGCUGAUUGGAGGAGGCGACUUGAUUCAGACAACCACCCAGACACCAAACAAGGCUAA
Molecule: messenger RNA, 4566 nt
Organism: Trichoderma gamsii
Lineage: Eukaryota; Fungi; Ascomycota; Sordariomycetes; Hypocreales; Hypocreaceae
Exons: 4
Coding region: 1-4566 (1521 amino acids)
Biological process (GO): regulation of cell shape
Molecular function (GO): protein binding
Source: RefSeq, a predicted model, not a curated record